Peronospora matthiolae is the source of this 294-nucleotide messenger RNA. The record is from the annotation of a GenBank genome assembly. Lineage: Eukaryota; Oomycota; Peronosporomycetes; Peronosporales; Peronosporaceae.
AUGUACGUGGCACCUGUAGUUCUAUUGGCUGCAAAAGUCACGUUCAAAGUCACGCUCACGUCGGACCCAAAGCUACCGUACCGCGUGGUCAAUGUACCGGAACAAGCUCCGUUCACAGCUGUGCUCAAGUAUGUCGCAGAAGAGUUCCACGUGCCGGCAGCUACAAGCGCGAUCAUCACGAACGAUGGUAUUGGCAUCAAUCCGGCACAGAGCGCUGGCAACGUCUUCCUGAAGCAUGGCUCGGAGCUGCGUCUGAUUCCACGCGAUCGCGUUGGAAGCUCUGGUUGCUGCUAA